UUCAUUUGCUAAUUCAGUAGGUUUUCUUGCUCAUUUGCAAUUCAGAGUUCUUUUCUCUCAAGUUCCUUCGAUGUUUUUCACUUCUCUCACGGCAUUGUUCAAUUCCCAAUCUCUCUCUCGACGGUGCUCACUGAUGUGACGGUGUUCGAGGGUUUGCUUGUCGCCUUCUCCGCCGCACGGCGACGCUGAUCAAAUAGGAACUCCAAACAGAUAUGGACUCAUCAAAUUCCUCUUCCAAGAAGAAGAAGUGUGAAGAAGAUGAAGACAUGAUUAGCAACCUACCUGAUGUCAUUAUUAGUCGCAUUCUCUCUUUUCUUCUAACUAAAGAAGCAGUUUGUACUUGUGUUUUAUCCAAGAGAUGGAUGAACAUGUGGACAACCAUCACCAAGCUCCGCUUUAUCGAUAGAAAGUUGUACUAUCGCACUUACAUUAGCAGAACUCACUUUUUAAAUUCUGUGUAUAGAGUACUGCUUCAUCUGGAUGCAAAAAGCAUUGAAGGUUUCUCUCUUUCUCUUACAAAGGAUUAUGAUUCUUACCAUAUUAAUCAGUGGAUAUCUGCUGUCUUAAGCCGGGGUGUCAAAGAGCUUUUCAUUGAGUCAAACAGAAAACUUGACAUUUUCUUGCAUUCCCUUUGGAAAUCCCAGUCCUUAGAGAAAUUGGUGCUGGAUAUGAAUGUUUGUGCUGUCCGACUGCAUAUGAAUGGUUGUGCUGUCAAAGUUCCCCACCUUGUUUAUCUAUCAUCCCUCACUGUUCUUGAGUUGUCUGGAGUCACCGUGGUCUGCCCCCCUUCUAAUGAGUCCAAAAAUAUGUGCCUUAACUUCCCCCUUCUUAGAGUACACCGGGCAACAAAUUGCAUCUGGUUAAACGUGAAGGUUGUAAGUUUUGAAGUGCCUCUACUUGAAGUGCUUUCAAUAAGUCAUACACGUGCCUUUAAAUCUGUUGACUCGCAGACUGUAAUCAAGUUUUGCGCUCCGCGUCUGACAAAGUUCUCUUAUAGUGGUUUCAUAGCACCAAUUCCAGAUACUGUUUUGUUAGACUUAGACCUAUCUACAGCACGUAUUGCUUCUGCUAACAUUGAUCCAUGGGAGUUUGUACGAGAGAGUACCGAAAAUACAGGAUCUUUUGCUUUUGAGCUUCUGAAACAAUUCAAUAAUAAUGUGGAAUGCUUAAAGUUUGAGAGGUCGAAGGUUCUUGCAGUAGCACACGAUGAAUUUCCUGCAUUUGGAAUGUUGACUCGUCUGGAAAUGGGAAAUGUUACCGGUGAUAUUCUGUUGAUUUUCCUUCGAAACUCACCAUUUCUCAAGACUCUUGAUAUACAGGAACUACUGGGGUUUGGCGAAGAACAUUGCAAUCCUGAAAAUGUGCCGUAUUGUUUUAUAUCUAACCUUGAAGUGAUGAAGUUUGGAAAACUUAAGGGUGUUGAAGAUGAACUGCGAUUUGCCAAAUUUGCAUUGGAACAUGCUCGAGUCUUGAAGAGGGUUAGUUUCUGCCACCAUUGGGAGCUGCGCAAGUCAAUAUUUGGAAAAGUUAAAAAGAAGAUAUUAUCAUUCAAGAGAAGUGUUAGUUCUCCAAUUAUAGAAUUUUUGUAGAUUACAGAAUUUUUAACACAGCGAAGUCGGUGAUAGUAUUAUGCGUAGACGUAUGAGAUACAUUACCUGCUAACCUGACAUGAUGCUUAGCAGUAUGCAUAAUUGAAUUAAUGUCUAAGGUUGUUGAAAUUUA
Molecule: messenger RNA, 1722 nt
Organism: Vigna unguiculata (cowpea)
Lineage: Eukaryota; Viridiplantae; Streptophyta; Magnoliopsida; Fabales; Fabaceae
Product: F-box/FBD/LRR-repeat protein At3g14710-like
Molecular function (GO): protein binding
Source: RefSeq, a predicted model, not a curated record